CAUUACCAUUAUAGCAACGUUUGGUGCAAAAUGAAAAUGAAAUUACAUAAUUUACAUUUGCCAUUUCAUACACUAGUUUUAAUAUGCAUUAUGAGGUUAUUAGCGUAAAAGCACAACCUCCUUCUGAUCUAUGUUGUUGCUUGCCAGACAACCACUCGGGGGUAUCAAACAGCGACAUCCAGCGGUGAUAGAAGUUAUUGUUCCUCCAGACAGAGUGACGUGCUGCUCAAGCAGGAAGUGAACGUGUUCACGUGUGUUUGUGUUGUUCUGUUUUGCCGCCCUUAAGCAAACUCACUUUAUUUACAUGAACUGUCAACGUUUAAUCGUUUCUGAUGUAAGCAACAGAGACAAAUUAUGUCUUCCGAUACUUCUACUGUUGGAGGGAUUCAGGGUAAUCUCCUAAAGCUUCAUUCAUUACUUGGAGACACAGAGAACAGGAAUGCUGCUUUAGUCUGCCAUGACAUUAUUGGAGACUUGGGGCAGGAAUGCAUGAUAACUAAAAAUCACAAUGAACUGGUGUUACAGACAUCUUUGCUUUUUGCAAAGGACGGGGGGUUGCUUAGCUUUCUCCGAAAGUCUCUCUCUAGUGAAACGCUACGUGAUACAAGAGUGGAGAUUCUCAAUUUCUUAGGGGUAUUUCUACAGAGAAUGUCAGUCACUGUCCGAGGAUGGGAGAAGAACUAUGCUGUCGACCUCAAGGACAUUUGUAUGGUUGUCUACACAAAGGACAAAGCUGCAAAGUGCAGAAGCCCUGCUUUAGAUCUCCUAAUCAAAAUACUGUAUCUCACCAAAGACUCCAGCAUCACCCAGGAUCUCAAAAUUGGGGAUAUGUUCAACAAAUUUUAUGGAGAGUUAUGUCAGAAGAAUAAGAUACCUGAUACAGUUUUGGGUUGCAUUUAUGAACUUCUUGGAGUGCUGGGUGAAGUCCACCCCAGUGAGAUGGUCAACAACUCUGAAAAACUGUACAAGGCCUACCUGGGUGAACUGAAAGGACAGAUGACAUCUACUACAAAGGAGCCCAAACUUCCUGUUGUUGCUGGCUGCCUUAAAGGAAUCACCGCUCUGAUGGUGAACUUCACCAAAUCAAUGGAAGAAGACCCGGUUAUGUCAAAAGAAAUCUUUGAAUAUGCGCUAAAGGCGAUUUGUCCUCAGACUGAUAUGAAACGAUAUGCAGUCAUCUUUGCCGGUCUCAAAAUGUUUGCUAAGCACUCAAGCCAGUUCGGCAACUGUCUCAUGGAUCAUUACAUGUCUAUCUUUGAUGUCAUGUCCAAACUUUGUGGACACAUAAAUGGAGAGCUGAAAAAGAGUAGUUACACAGCCCUAGAGUCUUUCCUAAAACAGGUGGCUACUCUAGUGGCAGAGAACAUUGAGUUGCACAAAAGCAAGCUGAAGUUCUUCAUGCAGAAGUUCUGUGCUAUCAUCAGGACCAUGGCAUCCACUAAUAAAGAACUGUCCAUUGCUAUCAGAGGAUAUGGCCUGUUUGCUGCGCCGUGUAAGGUGGUGUGCCCUCAGGAUGUAGAUCUGAUGUAUACAGAGCUCAUUCAGCGGUGCAAGCAGAUGUACCUGACUGAGUCUGACCGGGAGGAUGACAAUGUCUACCAGCUGCCAAGCUUCCUCGACUCCAUAGCUAGUGUUCUGAUACACCUUGACCGGAUCCCUGAAGUCUACACUCCCGUGCUAGAGCGUCUCCUUGUGGUUCAGAUGGACAGCUUCCCUCAGUACAGCCAGAGAAUGCAGUAUGCCACCUGCCGCUCCAUCAUCAAGGUGUUUGUUGCCAUGGCAGUUCGAGGUCCUGUCCUGUGGAGUUUCACUAGUUCUGUGGUUCACCAAGGCCUGAUCAGAGUGUGCUCUAAGCCGGUUCUUCAGUCAGUAGAGCGGCCCAUUCCUUCUGAUAGUUCUGAAGCUCAGGAGGAUCCCACCCUGGUGCGCUCUGGGAAAUGGAAAGUUCCUUCCUCUAAGGACUACCUUGACCUCUUUAAGGGCCUUUUGGACUGUGAAAACUUUAAAGACACAGGAUUCAUGGAUGGAGCUCCAGCUGCCAAGAACUACAACCUGAGAGACAUAAACCGACACUUGUACGAUGCGCUGGUGCAGUCAGUCAUGAAGAUUGUGGAGAAACUUGAUCUUUCAGUGCAGAAAGUCAAUGCAGCAGAUGAGGCCCAGAUUGAUGCAAGUGCUGGAUUAAUGCCUUCAUCUGACCCCACAGCAAACCUGAUGCCCAACAAGCCCAAAGACUUUAUUGCCUUUAUCAAUUUGGUUGACUUUUGCAGUGAAUUAUUGCCUUCAAGAAAUCCUGAGUAUUUUGCCCAGUGGAUGUACCCCCUGUGUCAUGAGCUCAUUCUGCUAUCAAUACGUUUCCCUCUGGUCAGCGGCUUUUAUAAGCUCCUCUCCCUCUCUAUGAGCAUUGCCAGGAAAAUCCACUAUUUUCAGGACCCAAAACAAGGGCCUAAAAGUGUUGGUGGUGGCGGCGGCUCCACCAUGGAGAAUGCUUGUUUUUCGCUCCUUGCAAAGUUUGGAAAGGAGGUGUGUGUACGUAUGAAACAAUAUAAAGACGAGCUACUGGCUGCCUGUCUGAUGUUCACCCUCUCUCUUCAUCCUGACAUGGUGGCUCUGGAUAUCAAGGCAUAUAUACCAGCUCUGCAGGCUGCUCUGCAUCUGGGUUUGAGUCAUGCUCCUCUAGCCACAGCAGCGCUGGAUGCUCUGGAGUCCUGGUCUUCUCUGAUCCCUUCUGCCAUCAUGCAGCCGCGCUACGCAGACAUACUGCCACAUUUAGAUGGCUACCUCAAAACAACCAGUAACUCUGAACAAGAUGACAGCAAUAUGGAAGUGACGUUUGUGUCAACGGGAAGUUCAAAAAGUUAUGGAAAAGUCAUGAUGAGGCUCCUGAAGAAAUCAAAGCACUUCUCUGUGGGAGAUGAGUCUCCGAUUGCUGCUGUGAGACGCAGGGUGGUACGUCUGCUCGGACACUUGGGAGGACAGCUCAACAGGAGCCUUGUGACAGCUGUGUCUGCGGAGGACAUGAUGAAGCGUUUUGUGGCAUGGGACUGUGAGAAGAGGCUGAGUUUUGCUGUGCCUUUUAAAGACAUAAAGCCUGUGAUCUACCUGGACUCCUUCCUGCCAAGGGUCACAGAGCUUGCUCUGUCCUCCAGUGACAGACAAACUAAAGUUGCAGCGUGUGAGCUUCUGCACAGUCUGGUCAUAUACAUGGUGGGUAAAGGAGCCCAGAUGACAGAAGACGACAAAUCUGCUCCUCCCAUGUACAACCUACACAGAAAAGUCUUUCCUGUUCUCCUACGCCUGGCCUGUGACGUCGACCAGGUGACGAGGCAGCUGUUUGAACCUCUGGUGAUGCAGCUUAUCCACUGGUUCACUAACAACAGAAAGUUUGAGAGCCAAGACACAGUGGCAGUGCUGGAGGCCAUUUUGGAUGGAAUUGUGGAUCUGUUAGACAGCACCCUCAGAGACUUCAGUGGCACCUGUAUCCAGGAAUUUGUCAAAUGGUCCAUUAAACAGACAACACCCAAACAGCAGGAAAAGAGCCCAACCAACACAAAAUCUCUCUUCAAACGGAUCUACAGCCUGGCCUUACACCCCAACGUCUUCAAGAGGCUUGGAGCUGCGCUUGCCUUUAACAGCAUGUACAGACAGUUCAGAGAAGAGAGCUCUUUGGUGGAUCAGUUUGUGUUUGAGGUGCUGGUGGUGUUUGUUGAGAGUCUGGCUCUGGCCCACUUUGAUGAAAAGUCCCUGGGAACUGUCCAACAGUGUUGUAAUUCCCUGGAUCAUCUGAUGAGAAUUAUCAAACACAAGGCAGACUCGCUCAAUAAGAAUACCAAGAGACGCAUACCCAGAGGAUUCCCUCCAGACCAGUCAGUGUGCUUGUCAGAUGUAGUCAUGUGGCUGCUGAUCCAGUGUGGAAGACCACAGACUGAGUGCCGACACAAAUGCAUGGAGCUCUUCUAUGAACUUGUGCCUCUGCUGCCCGGUAAAGCAUCUCCUGCAGCGUGGCUGGACGAACAGGUGAAGCAGCGUGGUCCAGGUUUUCUCGUUUCGUGUUUGGAGGGAGGUGGUUUACUCUCCCAGCCUACUUUGAGAGAGGUUGAAGCCCCCUUCAGCAUCAGAAGCACCUUGCAGUGGAUGGAUCUACUGCUGGCUGCUCUUGACUGCUACAGCACCUUCACAAAACUGCACUGUGUACAACCCCAGAGGAUCCUGGGCACUGGUGAGAAGUCCAGCUUUUUGCCAGCUGUCCGUUUCUUCCUUACAGAGCUGUCCAUGCAGGACGUUCAGGCUGCCAGAGCUUGCUUCAGAAUAGGUAAUGCAGGUCAGUCGCACUUAAGCCCUCGUGAGACAGAGCAGUACAACUACAGCAAGUGCUCCAUCAUUGUCCGAAUGCUGGAGUUCUCCACCAUGGUACUAAAGAAAUGUCCACAGGAUCUCUGGAAGUUAAUGGAGCAUGAUUUUUUCAACACUUCCUUCUUCACACUGGUGGCGCUGACGGUGUGUGAGCCCUCUUCCAUUGGGUUCAACAUGGCCGACCUAGAAGUGAUAACUCAGCUGCCAGAAGUGUGCGCUCCUUUGCUUAAAGUUUUGGCAUCAACGCCUUACAGGACACAAGUGGAGAGCAGCAUUAGGAAGAGAAUAACCGUACAGAGUGUGGAGGAGUUGUGUGCUAUUGAUCUGUAUGAGGCAGACACCAGAGACAGUCAUGCUAGCAUGCAUCUUUUACUCUCAGCCUGUAAGCAGCUUCACCAGUCUGGGAUGCUCAACUCUGUUCUGCACAGUCAGGAUGCUGGUUUCGGUCACUCUCUGGGCUCCAAACUUCUCAAUAGUGUUUAUAAAAGCAUAGCUCCUGGAAAUGAAAGGAAGUCUCUGCCCUCCAUGGAUGUUGGCAGCAGGAAGUUGGCUAACAGUCUCGUGCAGUUGGCGUUCUGUUUGGGAAAUCAGUCUGAAUCCUCACUCCUCAGCUUCUCUCAUGGAGAGUACUUCUACAGCCUCUUCCAGACAUCUCUGAAUACUGAGUUACUCGGCAGUGUGGAGUGCUCAGUGCCGCUGCUGCUGGCUGCAGCCAACCAGAACCCCAGCAUGGUUAGUGUGUUGCUGAACGGCAUGUUGGAUCAUAGUUUCCGUGAGCGUUCUGUCAGAAUGUCUCAAGGCACACAAUUGGCUGAGCAGGUGCUGAAGGAGUGGGAUUUACUCAGGCCGUGGUGGCAGGGUCCUACAUCCUCACCAGAGAGCAAAACUUCAGUCCUGUCAUUGCUCGCCAAAGUGCUCCAGAUAAAUUCCUCUGUAUGCUCCAAUACAGAUCACCCAGCGUUCAAUGCUGUGUUCACCACUUUCACAGCUCUUCUCACAGAUAUAUCUAUGCCAUUAAAUCUCAAGAGACGGCCGGUUCAGAGAUACCAGUUUCCUGUGGAAACAGACGCAGUGGAUGUUCCUGAGCCAUCCCUUCCUCUCAUGGCUGUUGAAGUGUCUCUUUCCUGCUCAGUGAAGUCUAUCAGUCCAGUCAUGGUCACCGAGGCCAUCUCAGAGCCCACCGUUUGUUCUGCAAAGGCCGCAGAGUACACUGCAGCACCCCCUGAUCACCUGAGUCUGCGGCAACACCCUCAGAGAUGA
This is a messenger RNA of Pimephales promelas (fathead minnow), 5613 nucleotides long. Lineage: Eukaryota; Metazoa; Chordata; Actinopteri; Cypriniformes; Leuciscidae. The record is from RefSeq and is a predicted model, not a curated record.